GACCUCAUCAUGAACUUCACGAACAUCAAUGAUCCCGCAGGUAUCAAAGCUCUACUCGAGCAACUGAGAUCGUCGCAGGCCUGGCAAGAGAGUAUUGGCACUGACCCCAAUGGCGUAGCCAAGAAUUCACCGCCGACGUCAAUCACACCUCAGGCUACACCACCCCUGACACUGCAACCACCCGCUACCACAAGCGAUCCAUCUAAAUCGUCGUCCUCGGUGGCCGAUUUACUCUCCCAACUUAAUUCAUCCGAAUGUAAAAUCCCGUCGAGGCCCCCACAACCUUCAACAUCGCGUUUCACUACGCAACAGACAUCCCUGCAACAACUUUCACAACCGGCUAGCCACAACUCCACCCCUCAGCCUCCAGACACCUCGGCUCAUCAGUCAGCUGCAGGUACCAGGGCAUUCACGCGCGGGCAGGACCUCCGCAUGAUGUCAUUUCAACAGGCCUUGCCCCAUCUCACACUGCUGGCAGAAAGUGCAGACUUUGUUGCUGCCAUAGCCCGUUUACGAGAAGAGCAGAAUGACUUGGAGAGACAAUUGUGGGAAGAACGGCUCGCUAUACAUAGGAAACACGAGAACAAAGUCAAGGUUGCACAGACCAAGUCCGUGCACUUUCUCAGUGAUACAUCCCCUUUCAUCAUUAAUGACGUCCCUCGCAGAGCCGGGUUGAUUGGCGCAGGCAUAUCACAGCACGAGGCAGAUAUGCUGAACGAUGCAUUUCGGAAAGAGCUGCAAAAGUUUGAUGCGGAGCGCGUGCUUUUCGCAUGGGACGGCCUCUUGCAGAAGCAGCAGUCUUCGCUGGAAGCCCUCGGAGUACCAACCAUGUUCCCCACCGAUUUGCGGGCCGAUAGAGAGGUGAGUAUCGAAGCAGCCACCAAGAAACGGACUAGUCUCAUCAUCGUGUUACCAGAAACAACAGAAAGUAGUCCAAGUCUUGGAAGGUAUAGUGGGGUGACGAGGAUUUGUAAAUCUUUCUGCUCGAUGGCGGUCGUUGCUGUUCGACCCUUUUUCAUAUAUAUAACACUGUUUUGUAAAUUGCGUUGGUGCCUUGUUGUUGGUCCAUUUCUUGCUCUCUCCCGUAUGCCCUACAUCGAUAUCCCAUCCAGGGAGGACUACGUUUCUAUAUGGUACAUCACGAACUCCGACCACGGGAACGUUGGCAGCUUUGAUCCAGAACGGCCCACCUGCAUCCUCCUACAUCCUUUAUUUUUGGACUCAAGCUGGCUGAUUAGGCAUUUUGAUGAUCCCAGACUCUCCCAGGAUUACAACUUGAUAGCCUUUGACCAACGCACAUGCGGACGAUCACGAUGCAGACCCAGCCAAUGGCACGACAACUAUGUUGAUGCAGCCGAUCUUGCCAUGGCCUGUCAGGCAUUGCUUUUGCCUCCUGCACAUAUAUUGGCAUUCGAGGGGAUUUCUGUUAACGCGGCUCUCAGAUUGGCUGCAUUGUGGCCUGAGCAGGUCCUCAGUCUAACUUUAUGCGACGUUCCUCCUCCGACAGAACUUCAAUGGGUCUUCCACGCUUAUGACGAACUCCUUCAGUUGUGGUGCUACGCGCCUGACCUCGACUCGUUUGAACAUGCAGGUAAUGAAGUAGUGACUUUCAUGACUGGGGAGACCGAUAAUUUAGACCUUCAAGAUGAUUUGAUAGCCUACUGGGAGAAAUACACACCUCCUACAAAACGUCUGAGGAUAGUGGAACUUGUUAACAUUAUGAUGAACCGCACACUUUUGAGGCCCCAGGAACUUGCUAGUAUUAUUUGCCCUGUUCUUAUUAUUCAGGGAGAAGCAAGCCCGAUAGCUCCGCUGAAAUAUGCGGAGAAACUUAAACAGCAUCUAAUAAAUGCUAAAGAUGGUCCCCGGUUGUACACUGUCAAGGGUGCCAAAGCUUGCCUGAACAUCCUCCCUGGAAGCGCUUCGAUAGUGAACCAGGUCUUUUCAAAGUUUCUUGCCCAACAGCCUCGAACACGGUCCGACCUCAUUGCUAAAGGGAUGUCCAUACGAGAACGAUCGCAGAUUGCGCUAUCGAAGCUCGCGGAAUUUAUCGGCGACCCAUCUAUUGCCCAGAAGGAUCCUUGUUGUCCCCUCUCAUUUUCAUGUGUAAAACCCGAUGUUGCGAAAAGCCAGCUGGAAAAUUUGUUGUUUUACGCGAAGGGCCUGGAUACGGCAUACUGUCCACUUGGGAGAGAUGGUCGGCCGUUGCGGAAGUACUCUGAACGGAAGAAGGAGGCUCACUGGUUCCAAGGAGACAAGCAUGGCAAUAGCUACAUCGACACUUCCGAGCUCAAAGCUGCUCGCAACUACAAGGGAUACAAACAUUCGCAUUCUAAAUCUACCAGCUCUCCGGAACGUCCAGUGGCGGGAUCUUUAACUGCGAACAAAGAAAGCCUAGUCACAGACGAGGUCGCGCAGGAUGGUCGCAUGCGGCGAACGACCUACAACGCUGGCUCGGUCGACAAGCACGUUAUUAGAGGAACGAUGCAGAAGGUGGUAACACAACGUGCUCAUCUACCCAAGGGGAUGAUAACGAAGGCUCUGUUACCGUCCUGACUCAUCAUGAUGCCUGUACAAAAGUAUUUACUCUCAUUUUGUCUUACCAAGGCUGCUACAGAUCACAUACGACGUUUGGAUCCUUCAUACCUUAAUGUGUUUGGCAGGCUUAUAUAUGUAUCCACAUCUAAAAAGUUCAGAG
Suillus clintonianus is the source of this 2698-nucleotide messenger RNA. Its product is annotated as Alpha/Beta hydrolase protein. The record is from RefSeq and is a predicted model, not a curated record. NCBI's taxonomy places the organism in Eukaryota, Fungi, Basidiomycota, Agaricomycetes, Boletales, Suillaceae. The coding region runs from base 10 to 2556 and encodes 848 amino acids. The transcript has 15 exons.